This is a messenger RNA of Penicilliopsis zonata CBS 506.65, 2321 nucleotides long. RefSeq lists its product as hypothetical. Lineage: Eukaryota; Fungi; Ascomycota; Eurotiomycetes; Eurotiales; Aspergillaceae. The record is from RefSeq and is a predicted model, not a curated record. The transcript is spliced from 4 exons. Bases 64 to 2223 code for a protein of 719 amino acids.
CUCAGUAAACAUAAACCACCACCAUCUUUCAAACAAAGUGAUCUGGGACGAGUUGGGUGGAUUAUGGCAACUGAGCGCUCCCUGGCAGCUCUUCUGCGGUCGCUGCAUGCGACGGCUGAGCCCUAUGAUGCCUUUGCUCUCCUACCCACGGCCACCAGCCUCCUGUCCGCGCUUACGAAUCCGUUGAAUAUCACCUUACUGGCGUCGCAAUUGCUUUUUGCGCCUGCGAUCUGGGAUCAUGAUGUGGAUCUACAGACGUGUCGGCGGAUAAUCAGCGUGUUCAACACGGCUGCCUACGCUGUGAUGCAGAACGACGGGGUGGAAGAGCCGUUCAUACUACACGGAAGACAGAAGAAGAUCGAGCGAGAAGGGUGGGUAAAGGCCGUGGUCAACGGGGCGGAUGGGAAGUCGCCGCGCUGGAGACAUCUGCUGCUCAUUGGCGGGAUCCUGAUCGGAUUUGAAGGACAGAACAGACAAGGCCUUCCAUCCAAUAUCCAGAGCAAGCUGGAGUCGGCUCUGGUGACGGCCGCCCAGAUGGCGCUCGAUGAAAUUGACCCUGCUAGCCCUGGGAUCGAAGGAUACUGCGUCACUAUGGUUCUGAACUACACAUUUGGCCUCCUAUCGGACUUGGAGAGGACGAGGCUGGACUACGACCGGCUCCUUCCGAUAUUGGUGCAGGCAGCCUUCUCUUCGUCCGAGGGUCUGGAAGGGGGAUAUUUUCUGGGUGCGAUUGAUAACGAUAUCGUCGAAGCGCCGGGGAAGAAGUUCCAGUGGCCUGCUGAGUCGCCCACGUAUGCUCGCGUCACUGCAAUGUCUUCGAGUCCCCUCGUUUCCUCGCUGGGACCAUUGUCACGACUCAUCGCUCACGCGCUGGAAAGUGUCCAUAAUUCCCGACUGAUCUCGCAGACAGUGGACUCGGUUGCUGACUUUGUUCGCACGUUGAUGGUUCAAUGGCGCCUGAACAAACUGUCUGAGGUGGAUGUUUCUGAGGAGAUCGAGUUCCUGGACGUGGAGUCAAUCCAGACCACCUUGCCGGUAUUGUGGAAAAUGCUUCGUAACAGCCUUUAUUCGAUUGUUAUUCUCCUUCGGGCCGUACUGGGGAGGGUGAUCAAUGAUCACAUGUUGGCUUCUGACGCAGUUGCUCCCUAUCUUUGCAUGCAGACCCUACACAUUCUUCGGGGUGUCCAUUUUAUCUCAUCGCGCGUUGCACAAAACGCAUCGUCUCAGCACCUGUUUGUGACUCUUGCUGCGGUGGAUAUCCUCUCCCAGUACCCAGACCUUGCGGAGAACCUGCUCCGGAGCAUCAAACCGAGCGAAAUGGGCCAGAUUCCGGGACAUCCACUGGAGAGGUGUCUCGAUUCCUUCUUCCUCAAUACUGCAGAGCACUUUACACCUGUGCUCUCCGAGGUAGCGAAUGAGGAGCUGUUGAUAUCUGCUGCGACCCCUUAUCUCGCCGCGGGGGGGCACCCUCACCUGCUGGAGAUCUUCGAAGCUGCGCAUAGCGUCGUCCUCUCUGUAUUCGCCACUCCCCAGAACGCCGAUAUUACCGCGAAACAUCUUCCAUUCUACGUGGAAACUCUUUUCACAGUCUUCCCCCACAAUCUCUCUGCGCGGCAGUUUCGCCUGGCCUUCAAAACCGUCAUGCAAGUCACGGCCCCUCCCUCCCCUCUGGCCAACAACCAGCCUCUCCUCCCCUCCAUCCUGCUCGAGACGCUGCACGAGCGCGCCCGCAGUGCUUCGACCUCCCUCCUGCCACCAUCGCCCAACGCAGCCGCACAGACCCAGGUGCAGGCCUCCUCCUCCCCCUCCUCCUCUUUAUCUUCAGACCCAACGACGAUAGCUGCCUUAACCGAGCAGGCCGUCCUUGUGCUCGCCCUGAUCGACUCUCUGUGCUUCCUUCGUGUCCCCGAUCUACAAGAGUGGCUUCCUCUCGCCGCCCAAUUGAUCCAUCUCAUCCCCACAGCUGCUGACUCCGGGACCGUCCCAGACAUGCGAGCCCUCUGUAUCGAUCGCUUCUGGGAGGGCCUUAGCGGCGGCGAGAUGGACGUCGAACGCGCCCACUUCUGCGUGACCUGGUGGUGCACGGGCGGCGGGCGGGAGCUCCUCCUCUACGGUCCGUCAGAUCCGGAUCAUCUACAGCCUGGACUGGGCCAUGCUGAUCCUGACCCUGAUGGUUUGUAUAUGACUGGUGCGGUGGACCCCGCUCCCGAAACUAAACUGUGAUGAUAAUCAUCCCACUUAUGAUACCAGUAUAACCGGCAUACUACAUAAUUAUGUAUAUAUUACCAAGCUUUCUAGUUGAAAUUUACUUUACAGUGGAA